AUGGUAGAUACUACUAAUAGUGCCAAAAAAGCAAAGAAAAUUAUGAUUGUAGAUGAUGAUCCAUUUUGCACACAAUUGGUGAAGAUGAUGCUUGAGUCAUUAGGCUAAUAAGUAGAUUCAGCGACAAAUGGAAAAGAAGGUGUAGGGAUGUACUAGAAAAAUUGCAAAGGAUAUAAACUUAUACUAAUGGACUUUCACAUGCCAGAGGUGGAUGGUUUUGAAGCAACAAAGUAAAUACGUACCUUAGAAAAGUACCUUGGCAUGUAGGUACCAGUAAUUGGCCUGACUGGCGACGAUGUAAAAUAGAAUCCUGAUAUUGAAUCUAAAGCCAUGGAAGUAGGAAUGAACUAAGUUAUGACCAAGCCUGUCAACAUCCAAUUUUUGCAAUAAAUAGUCAGUGAAUUCGACUAUUGA
Molecule: messenger RNA, 414 nt
Organism: Stylonychia lemnae
Lineage: Eukaryota; Ciliophora; Spirotrichea; Sporadotrichida; Oxytrichidae
Source: the annotation of a GenBank genome assembly